UUUUUUUUUUUACCAGUCUAUCCCAGUAACCAUGUCAACAGCAUCUGCAGCAUGUGGGGAAACUUCCACUUCGAGACGUUUGAUGGGGACGUUUAUCAGUUCCCAGGCACGUGCGAGUAUAACCUGCUAUCGGACUGCGAAAGCCUCAGUCGCCAGUUCUCGGUUCAUGUGAGGAGAACAGAACAUGCCAAUGACCCAAAGAUCAGCAGCGUGUCGAUUGCCAUUGGUAUCAUCGUCAUUAAGUUGACCGAGAACCAGGUCGUGUUUGAUGGAGAAAAUAAAACGCUGCCCGUGCAUAUAGGAGGGAUCCUUGUGGAAGAGAACACAAUCUACACCAGGGUCAGUUCCAAAAUGGGCAUCACUGUCACGUGGAACAAAGAAGAUGCAGUCAUGGUGGAGUUGGACUCAAAAUAUUCAGAUCAAACCUGUGGAUUGUGUGGCAAUUUCAAUGGAGUUCCUGAUGAGUUCAUUGAAUCAGGAUACGAACGAAAGGUUGGCUUCGUUGAGUUUGGGAAUAUGCACAGAGUUUACAACCUAAAUGAUAAAUGCCAAAAUCCUUCUGAAGAAGAUGACGACAAAAACCAUUUAAACCAGUGUGACAAUUAUCGGGCAGGUUGUGCAGAUCUUUUGGAGAAUGAAGACUGGUUCUCCUGUAAUGAGAUUUUGAACCCUGAGCCGUAUAUCAGAACCUGUAUACUUGAUAUGUGCUUGUAUGAACCUGAAGACACCGACAACUCCUCGCUUUGUGCGACUUUGUCUGAAUAUUCACGUCAGUGUUCGCAUGCUGGGAGAAAUCCACCGAACUGGAGAACACCUGACUUCUGCGCUGUCACAUGCCCCUACAGUAUGGUACAUUCUGAAAGCGGCUCCCCCUGUAUGGACACAUGCUCACACAAAGUCGCACUGUGUGAGGAACACAACAUCGAUGGCUGCUUCUGCCCAAUAGGAAAGGUAUUUGAUGAUAUCACAAACAUGGGCUGCAUCCCUGUGGCGCAAUGUCGGUGCUGGCACAACGGCAAGAUUUACACGCCAGGACAGGUUCUUCACAACGAGGAGGAGGAAUGUAUAUGUGAGAAGGGAAAGUGGAUCUGUGAGAGUAUUCCCGGUCCUGGCCUGUGCGCAGUAGAGGAAGGAUCUCACUUUACCACCUACGACGGGAAAGAAUUCACUUUCCAUGGAGAGUGCAGCUAUGUGCUCUCAAAAGACUGUGAAGAGACAAAGUUCAUCAUAUUGCUUCAGAUAUAUCCUUGUGGUACUCUUAUUGGCACCUGUUUGAAAUCUAUAGAAGUGCUAUUUCACAAUGACAAGAACAAUCGUCUGGUGAUUAACUAUGACGGCACAGUACAACACAAUGCAAAGGUUUUACUUCCUUACAUGGCAGCUGACUUCACAGUGUUCAAGCCAUCAUCGUUUCACAUCAUGCUUCAGACCUCCUUUGGGCUGCAGGUGCAGGUACAGCUGGUGCCUCUUAUGCAGGUGUACAUCACUGUGGACGGAAGCUUCCAGGGCAAGACUUGUGGUCUCUGUGGAAAUUUUAACACAGUGCUGUCUGAUGACCUGAAGACUCCUCAGGGCCUGGUGGAGGGUACAGCGGCUUCCUUUGCAAAUGCCUGGAAGGCCCAGUCCAACUGCCCUGACCAUGACGAGAGGGUGGAAGACCCCUGUUCCUACAGCAGCGAGAUCGAGCACUUUGCAGAGCACUGGUGUUCCAUGAUGAAGGACAAGGAGAGUCUCUUUGCCAAAUGUCACGCCAGUGUUAAUCCAGACAACUACUACAAAAGAUGCAAGUACUCUAGUUGUACCUGUAAGAGGAGUGAGGACUGUCUGUGUGCGGUGUUCUCCUCAUACGCCCGGGCCUGUGCAUCUAAAGGAAUAUUUCUUCAAGGCUGGAGAGGAAUUGUGUGCGAGAAGUAUACAGAGAACUGCCCGGCCUCACAGAACUACUCCUAUCAGCUGCAGAGCUGCCAACGUACCUGUCUUUCUCUCGCCUCCGAGCGCCAAAGCUGCAGCGUUGACUUUGUGCCCGUUGAUGGAUGCGCAUGUCCAGAUGGAUUCUACCAGGAUAAGAAAGGACUGUGUGUUCCUAUUGAAAAAUGUCCAUGUGACUACAAAGGAGAGACAGUCCAACCUGGCUCGUCUAUCAACAUUAAUAAUGAACACUGUAUUUGCCUGAAUGGAACAUUGCACUGUCAGUCUUGGAAAACCCAAAUUCUGGAGUGUCCUACUCCAAAGGUUUUCUUCAACUGCAGUACAGCAGGCCCAGAUGAACAUGGAUUGGAGUGUGCACAGACUUGUAUGCAAAAGGAAGUUGAUUGUUUCUCACAGGACUGUAAAUCUGGAUGCCAGUGUCCUACAGGUCUACUGGAUGAUGGCGAAGGAAACUGUGUUACACCUCAUGAAUGUCCGUGUCCUCACGAUGGAGAGCUUCAUAAACCAGGGAAAAACAUAACUGUAGAUUGCAAUACGUGCACUUGUCAAGGGGGUACAUGGAACUGUACAGAAAAUAAGUGUCCAGGCGUCUGCACAAUAUACGGAAGUGGACAUUAUAAAACUUUUGACCAGCAAAGAUUUGGCUUCCGGGGAGACUGCAGUUAUAUAGCUGCUCAGGACAAAUGUGGAAAUACGACAGGAAAUUUCCAUGUAAUCACUGAAAAUAUUCCUUGUGGAACAACAGGGACAACAUGCUCAAAGGCUGUUGUCAUCAUUUUGGGGAAAACUGUGCUAGAGCUUUCUGAUAGGACCUUAAAAGUCUCUAAUACUACUAGUGGACCACAGAUCAACUUUAUAGAGAGAACAAUUGGGAUGUACCUUGUUAUUGAUACUGACAUUGGACUGGUGGUUUUGUGGGACCGCAAAACCACCGUCCGCAUCAUUCUGCACCCUCAGCACAUGGGAAAUGUAUGUGGCCUAUGUGGAAAUUUCAAUGGGAAUGGGAAAGAUGACUUCACCACUCAAGGCAGUUUGCAAACCACAGAUCUAAUGGAGUUUGUCGAUAGCUGGAAAGUAUCAAGCAGAUGCCCUGAUUCUGCACCAGACUUUGAUCCAUGCUUUGAGAACCCCCAUCGUGUGGCUUGGGCAAGAAAAGAAUGUAUCAUCAUAAUGGAAGAUAAGUUCAGAAAUUGCUCUAAAAAGGUGGAUCCAGAGCCAUAUUAUGAGAACUGUGUGAAGGAUUCAUGUGCAUGUGACACAGGUGGAGAUUGUGAGUGCCUCUGUACAGCUGUGGCAGCUUACGCUCAAGCCUGCAAUGAUGCGGGUGUUUAUGUUGAUUGGAGAACAUUUGAGUUCUGCCCUGUGUACUGUGACUACUACAAUGAACCAGGAGAAUGCACAUGGCACUACAGUCCAUUUACACCUUGGUACGAAACCUGUUCCAACCAGGUUAUCAAAAACAACACUUUACCCAACGUGGAAGGAUGUUUUCCAAAAUGUCCAAAGGACAAUCCUAUUUUUGAUGAGGAAAAACAGAUAUGUGUGAAGCAGUGUGGUCCUCCUCCUCCUCCUCCUCCUCCUCCUCGUCCACAUACAACUAGUACAACUCCUGGCACACCACCUACUUCAACAUUGACAACCACCUCCACUACUCCAAUUACACCUCCGCCAACUGUUUCAACAGAAGUGCCAUCUACAACUAGUACAACUCCUGGCACACCACCUACUUCAACAUCGACAACCACCUCCACUACUCCAAUUACACCUCCGCCAACUGUUUCAACAGAAGUGCCAUCUACAACUAGUACAACUCCUGGCACACCAACUAAUGAGAUCUUCCACAUAUGUGACUGCAUUAUGGGAAAGUGCAUAAAGGGAGACAUCAUGGAGAUUGUCCAACAUGAAUGUCCUCCUCCGAAGAGCAUCACUUGUAAAAAUAACCAGCCAGCAGUGCUGGUCUAUGAUGAGCUCCACUGCUGCCGGCAAUACACCUGUGAUUGCUUUUGUCAGGGUUGGGGUGGCUCACAUUACAUCACAUUUGAUGGACUCUCCUACACUUACCAAGGAAACUGCACUUACAUAUUAAUGGAGGAAAUUAGCCCUAAACACAAUUUGACGAUCUUCAUUGACAAUGUAUACUGUGAUAUCCAUGAGCCUGUAUCCUGUCCCAGAUCCAUUAUUGUUUCUUACAACAAUCAAGUCAUAACACUUAGGAAUCACAGGUUCAUGAAUGGUGCAGCUCUACAGGCACUGAAGGACAAUGUUAAUCUAACACUGCCAUAUACUAAUAAUGAUUUGAGGGUUAUCAACUCAAGCCUGAACUUGAUCUUGGAGAUUUCAAAGCUACAAGUCGUUGUAACAUUUGGAAACACCGACUUUAGCAUCAACCUGCCAUUCCAGCAUUUUGGAAAGAACACACAAGGACACUGUGGAACAUGCAACAACAACCAGACUGAUGACUGCAUGCUGCCUGGAGGGAUCUUGGUCAAUGACUGUGCAGUGAUGGCCGAUCACUGGACAGCCAGUGGUGUAGAUGGCAAAAUCUGCACUAAACCAAGUCCAACACCUCCAGUCUGGAAUAUAUCCACACCCAUGACAAUAACACCAUACCAUAAUGACUGCAACCAUCUCAAGAGCAAGGUGUUUGAAGCAUGCCAUUCCCAUGUGUCUGCUGAAAGUUUCUUUUCAGCCUGUCAGUAUGAUAGUUUUCAUGUAAGCGACCCCUCAGUGGUGUGUGCCAGUCUGCAGAGGUACGCAAGGGCUUGCUCUCAGGUUGGGGUUUGCAUUUACUGGAGAAACUACACUAGCCUUUGUAACAUUACAUGUCCAGAAGAUAAAGUAUUCUUGCCUUGUGGUCCAGCCGAACCACAAACUUGUAGAGGCGGACCUACGCAGAGCUCAAUUUCAGUGCCCACAGAAGGCUGCUUCUGCCCUGAGAACACAACACUCUUCAGCAUGGAGUCAGGAUUAUGUGUGUCAAAAUGUGGAUGUGUGGACUCCUCUGGGACUCCACGUGAGUUUGAUGAGCAUUUUAAGUACAACUGUGAGGACUGUGUCUGUGAUAAGGCCAGCCAAUCAGUGAUCUGUAAACCCAAGAAGUGUCCUGAUGUGACUCUUGAGAACUGCACUGAGCCCGGCUUCAUGCUGUUCAAUGUGACCGAUCCCGCUGACCCAUGUUGCAGCAAACAAGUUUGCAGAGAGAUGGAUUGUUCUGUCAGCAUGUGCAAAGAUGGAUCAUGUACAAAAGGGUCCUGUAUUUAUGUUGCACCAGACAACACCACACAUAAUCUCAAGGAUGGAGAGGAGUACAAGAACAUAUGUGAAACUGUUACCUGCCAUCAAAUUAAUGGCUUGUUUGUGACUAAGAAAACCAACACAAAAUGUCCUUAUUCAAGUUCACACGAAUGUGAGCCUGGGUUUGCAUAUGUGAAAAAAGAAGGAGAGUGCUGUGGAACAUGUACACAAGUGGCCUGUAUUUAUGAUGCACCAAACAACACCAGACAAACUCUCAAGGAUGGAGAAGCUCACAGUUACAAAUGCGAAGAUGUUACCUGUCGUGAAUUGAAUGGGUUUUUUGUGACUGAGAAGACCAAAACAGAAUGUCCUUACUUGAGCUCACAUAACUGUGGGCCUUACAACUGCGAAGAGUGUAUCUGUGAUAAGGCCAGCAAAUCGGUGAUCUGUAAGCCCAAGAAGUGUCCUGAUGUGAAUCCUGAGAGCUGCACUGAGCCUGGCUUUGUGCUGGUCAAUGUCACCAAUCCUUCAGACCCAUGCUGCAGCAAACAAGUUUGCAAUUGUAAUGUCAUCAUGUGCCCACCUUUGGAUAAAAAGUGUGCAGUCGGAUAUGCGCCAGUCCUGGAAGUGCCUAACGGAAAAUGCAGUCCAGAAAUCAAAUGUGAGCCAAAGAAAGUGUGUGUCCACAAAAACACAGAGUAUGAGCCUGGUACCAACAUCCCCAUCGUUGACUGUCAGGAAUGUAGCUGUACAUGGGACGUGGAUCCUAAAACGCAGUGGUUCAAGAUCAAAUGUGGAUUUGUGCAGUGCAAUGAGAAAUGUGAUCCUGGUUAUGAAUAUGUUGAAACAAGCUUUGACGACUGCUGUGGAAAGUGUGUUCAAACUCACUGCAUCGUCAACAUCAAUGGCUUCACUCAAUACUGCCGGUAAGGUCAAAUGUCAAAAGCUCAUUCACCUUGAGGUGUGGCUGAAAAGGACAAAAGGCCUAAAUAAAUAUUCAAGUUAAAUGGAAAUUAAAGGAAUAGUUAAUAGAAUUUAAAAUUAUUAUAAAUGUAAAAAAAAAAAAAAGUAACCUAUCUUCAUGUCAAAACCUUUUCUUUUUUUUCUCCGUUGGAUACAAAAUGAAACUGUUCAUGCUGCU
Ctenopharyngodon idella (grass carp) is the source of this 6304-nucleotide messenger RNA. Its product is annotated as mucin-2-like. Gene Ontology annotation, cellular component: extracellular matrix. Lineage: Eukaryota; Metazoa; Chordata; Actinopteri; Cypriniformes; Xenocyprididae. The annotation marks the transcript as partial. The record is from RefSeq and is a predicted model, not a curated record. Gene Ontology annotation, molecular function: protein binding. The transcript has 43 exons.